Molecule: messenger RNA, 1053 nt
Organism: Nerophis lumbriciformis (worm pipefish)
Lineage: Eukaryota; Metazoa; Chordata; Actinopteri; Syngnathiformes; Syngnathidae
Source: RefSeq, a predicted model, not a curated record
AUGUCAGACAGAGGGGGCUACCUUCUCCCUUCGCCAAAAUACUCUUCAAUAAUGUCAUGUUCGGACGGUCCAUCAGGAAAUGCCUUCUUGGUGGAUUCUCUGAUAGGUGGCGGCAGGGCUGACAACUGCGGAGGAGGUCAUUACACGGGGAGCGCGGCCGUCGAAGUGCCUUACGGACUCCACAACUAUGGAUACUUCGCGCCCAAGCGGGCCGACGUGGGCCCCCAGAACCUUCUCGGGGGGCCGGGCGCGUACCUGUCAGGCAUGGAGAUGUGGAUGGACGCGCAGAGGUCGUGCCGUGUGGAGCAAGAGCGCUCCGGGGCUCCUCAGGUGGCGCCCUGCUCCUUCCCGAACAUUAAGGAGGAGAGCGCUUACUGUCUCUAUGAGCAAUCCAAGUGCUCCAAAGGUUCCGGUGCGGCUGAGGACCUGACGUAUUCGAGGGGAGCCCCCGGCUCAGUCAACGAUGGUGGAGGAGGAGGAGGCACGGUUCCCAUGCCCUGCUAUUUCCGCUUGUCUCCGACCCAAGCGCACCCUCAUAAACUUUACAACGCCGACGGCUCAGCGCCGAACCCGCCCUACUCGCAUUCUGGUGCCCCUGCACGCUUCCACUCGCCGCCGCAGGAAGACGGCAGGGCCAUAGAUGAGCCCGGGCCCAUGGCCAACCCUGACCGGCGGUCCCAGGUGGCGCCCGCCGGCGAAGAUCCGCGUGAGUCGGGCACGGAUGUGGAAGCCUCCUCGGCGGAAGAGGACACCGACGAGCAAGACAAGGACGGUAAAGGCGAUGGCAAAAAUGAAAACGCGGCCAACUGGCUGACGGCGAAAAGCGGCCGGAAGAAGCGUUGCCCGUACACCAAACACCAAACUUUGGAGCUGGAGAAGGAGUUCCUGUUCAACAUGUACCUGACUCGAGAGCGCCGCCUGGAGAUCAGUAAAAGCGUGCACCUGACUGACAGACAGGUCAAGAUUUGGUUCCAGAACCGCAGGAUGAAAUUGAAGAAAAUGACGCGGGAAAACAGGAUCCGGGAGCUCACCUCCAACUACGGAUUUUCGUGA